Molecule: messenger RNA, 1969 nt
Organism: Physcomitrium patens
Lineage: Eukaryota; Viridiplantae; Streptophyta; Bryopsida; Funariales; Funariaceae
Product: flavonoid 3'-monooxygenase
Molecular function (GO): heme binding; monooxygenase activity; oxidoreductase activity, acting on paired donors, with incorporation or reduction of molecular oxygen
Source: RefSeq, a predicted model, not a curated record
UGAACAGAGCACUUCCUUGUGACGAUCUCAAGUUUGGUUCGAUUGAUUAUUUUUUCGUACAUUCGUCAAAGGCUAUCUGAGCUAAAUAAGCGACUCGUGUCCGCAGAUGUCUAGUAUCGAUUGUUGUCAUGUGGAGCACUGAGAAUGGCUUCAGCACAUUCACAUACUCGAAGGUGGUGGUCACAGGAAGCGCAUGGCAUCCGUGUUUCGGGCGAAGGGACUAUUGCAACAUUGCUGAUUUCGUCUCUAGUUAUUUAUGUUACGGUGGUUUAUCAACGCAGAAAGAAGUUACCUCCGGGCCCUUGGCCAUGGCCAGUAGUUGGCAAUCUUGCUGUCUUGGCUGGUUUGCCGCACAGAAAUUUGCAGAACCUCGCUGCCAAGUAUGGUGGCCUCAUGUAUCUCCAACUCGGUCAAGUGCCUUGUCUCGUGGUUUCCACCGCUGCAGCAGCCAAGGAGCUGUUCAGAACCCACGACGUGAUUUUUUCCUACCGGCCCAAGAGACUUGACCACGAAAUCAUAUCUGGAAAGUCUUACAAAAGUUUAACAAGUGCGCCAUAUGGACCUUACUGGCGUCAGAUUCGAAGAAUCUGCAACACAGAGUUAUUUUCUCCAGCAAUUCACGCGUCCCAUGUGAGUGUUAGGAGUGAGGAGAUUCACAGCAUGAUGAAGGUUCUCCUAGCUGAGUCUCGGACAGAGAAAGCCAUUGAUCUCAAGAGCUGGCUUACUGGUGUGACUGCCAACAAUAUGACUAGGAUGCUCAUCAACAAAAGGUUCUUUGGAACUGGCGUAUCAGAUCAGCAAGAGAAGAAAGACUUCGAGGAAAUAUUCGACCAUAUUUUUGCUGCUGCUGGAACUUUCUUCAUCAGUGACUUCAUUCCAAAAUUGCGAUUUGUGGAAAUGUUGCAGGGCAAGAUAGCAAAGCUCACGGCAUUUCGAAAGUUUUUACACUCAGUUAUUGGCAAGAUUUUUGAAGUGGAGAAGCAUAGGCAACGUGCACUGGAAAGGGGCAAUGAUCCAAUUUACGUACCAGACUUUGUGGAUGUAUUGUUAAAUACGCCUCUAGAUAAUGGAGAGCGACUCACAGACCGAGAAAUCAUCUCUAUACUUUCGAGCAUGAUAGGUGCUGGCACGGACACCACCGCAACCACAGUGGUGUGGGCAAUGUCAGAGCUUAUGGUAAACCCCAAGAUUAGGAAGCAAGCCCAAGAAGAGUUGGAUGCGGUGGUGGGAGAUUCCCGUCUCGUGGAAGAAUCCGACAUCCCCAACUUGCCAUUUCUUCGUACCAUCGUCAAGGAAACAUUUCGCUUGCACGCUCCUGUACCUCUCUCCCUUCCUCGUUGUUCCGAGCAACCGUGUGAAGUUGCAGGGAGCCAGUUUCCAGCCAACACUCGACUGAUCCUCAACGUGUUUGCUAUCCAUCGCGACCCAAUUGUGUACGAAAAUCCUGAUAGUUUUCAGCCCAGUAGGUUUGUGGACCAUCCUGAGGUGGAUCAUAUGUCGGGAAAGGACUUUUACGGGCUGAUUCCGUUCGGAGCAGGGCGGCGGAUGUGCCCCGGUUACCAUCUCGGCAAUGUGAUGGUGUCUUUGAUGUUGGCUCAUCUUCUCCACAGCUUCGACUGGAGAUUGCCUGCAGGAGUAACCGAAGAGAAUCUCGACAUGUCUGAGACUUAUAAGCUAGUAGGAUUAAGAAAGAAGCCCUUGUUUUUAAUAGCCAAGCCUAGGAGCCCAGCCUACCUGUACUGAUCUAACUUCUUGUCAGUUCAGUUUUCUGUACAACUGGGAUGCACUUGUGUGGUGCGCAUAGAAUAAAAUCAUGCAACACACUAUGCCCAUUACAUUCAUAAGCAAAUUGAUAGGGUCGCACAAUCAAGAAUCCAGGAUCAAUAAACAUACUGUAUGGUAGUAGACGUUCACAAUAGUUAGCAGAAAUUUAUACACCGUUGACGACAAUCACAUAUGAUCAAUUUCA